Solenopsis invicta (red fire ant) is the source of this 1763-nucleotide messenger RNA. RefSeq names its product probable serine hydrolase. The transcript is spliced from 2 exons. The record is from RefSeq and is a predicted model, not a curated record. Lineage: Eukaryota; Metazoa; Arthropoda; Insecta; Hymenoptera; Formicidae. The coding region runs from base 515 to 1483 and encodes 322 amino acids.
UUAACAGCUUUAUUUAAACUUCACAUUUUUGUAACGUUUUACGCUUUAGCCUAUGUGAGUCAAAAUCUUAAUAAAAAGUAUAUUCAACAAAAGAAAGGUAGUCGACUCAUUGUCUUAUGAUUAUAAACUUGGUUAUCUAUAAAAUCUUACACACAGACAAUCAGAAAACUAGUUAUAGCGACAAGACAAGAGUGGUAAAGACUCACAAUUGCAAAAGCAAAAUUUGCUCUUACCUAAAAAGUGCAACAGUGUAUAUCGGAACGCAGCUAUUGUACAAGUUUCUUGAUAUGAUAGUGCCACAGAUAUCUAUAAUAUAUACAAGAAAUGUGCAAAUUGUUUUGUUUUAAAUACCGGUACGAUAUCAGAAGUAACCUUUAAACUUUCAUUCGUAAUCAGAACUGCAAGUUUACUGUUUAGUUUAAAGCAGUCGAAUACGUUAUAAGUUGAUAUAAAGUAUUGUAUUUAUAUCAUAAAAUUUUGAUAUACUCUAACAGUGUGCUAUAUUUAUUUCAACAUGUUUACACAAAGAUUUAUAACUUAUGGUUUAAGAACGGACUCAUAUACAAAAUUGGUGAAAGCACUUUACAGUAAAUCCAUACAGCAUGAAGUUAAGGAAAUAGAAAUUUCAGUGCCUUGGGGCAAGGUGGCUGGCAAGUUAUGGGGAUCUCAAGAUAAACAACCUAUCCUUGCUGUGCACGGCUGGCAAGAUAAUGCUGCAUCAUUUGAUAAUAUAGCACCCCUUAUUAUGAAACAUACACCAGUUCUAGCAAUUGACUUACCCGGACACGGACUAUCUUCAUGGAUACCACCAGGAUUUAUGUACAACGAAUUGAUUUACAUCUUGUUAAUUAAAAGAAUUAAAAACCAUUUUGGAUGGGAAAAAGUAAAAAUGCUGGGACAUUCCUUGAAUGCUAUGAUGGUGCAUUGGUAUGGCGCGUGUUUCCCAAAAGACAUGCAAUACAUUAUAGCCUUAGACAUAUUUAAAUUUGCAUCUAUGGAUCCAAUUGCGCAUAUAACUAUGUUUGCAAAUACACUUGAGGCAUUUUUAAAAGUAGAGCAAAAUACCGUUCAACCUAGUUAUAAGACGCAAAGUGAGAUUAUAAAGAAGGCAAAGGAAUCGGGCUUCCCAGUUUUGGAUGAUUUAUCAUAUAUAAUACUUAUGACUAGAGGUACCACGCGUAAAGAAGAUGGAACGUAUGUUAUCAACAGGGAUCCGAGAUUGAGAGUUACACCCAUGAACAUGUUUUCGCAAGAUCAACUGGAAGCAUAUGCAAAUCUCUUUAAGUGCCCAUAUUUAAUAAUACAAGGAGAUAAGAACUUUUAUCCUGAGGAAAAAGAAAAUUUUUAUAGAGCACUAGAAAUACUGCAUGCUGCUAAUGAUAAAGUACAAUUUGAGACUAUAUCAGCAACACAUCAUCUUCAUCUCACGCAUGUGGAAAGUACAACAGCGAUUAUUAUUCCUUUUUUAGAAAAGUAUGAUUGAUUAUUAGUCUGAAUAGUAUAAUAUGUUGUGAAAUUAAUUCACUCUCUUGUAACGUGACAGAUUUCCAAGUGUUUUUACAAUAAAAUAAUAUGUUCUGUGCAAGAACAUAUAAAAUUGCAAGAUGGUUAUAAAACCAAAUAUUUGUAAAUAAAUUUGUUUUUACCUUCCUGUUUUUCUUAAAUUUAAACUAUCAUCAUAUACAAUUGAAAAUCAAGCCUCUACAUCAGACUAUGCAUUAAAGAUUGAAAUUAAAAUUUUACCAAUGAGGAAAUAAAAAUUU